This is a messenger RNA of Drosophila eugracilis, 486 nucleotides long. RefSeq lists its product as uncharacterized. Bases 70 to 414 code for a protein of 114 amino acids. Lineage: Eukaryota; Metazoa; Arthropoda; Insecta; Diptera; Drosophilidae. The record is from RefSeq and is a predicted model, not a curated record. Gene Ontology annotation, molecular function: serine-type endopeptidase inhibitor activity. The transcript is spliced from 2 exons.
CCCACACAGUUAGUCUGUCAGUUCGACUUUCGAAUCAUCUCAAGAAAGAAGCCAACAUCUCAGCUUAAAAUGCAGUUCCUGGCCACCUUAUCCCUGAUCUUCAUCCUAGCAGGACUGACUGCAGGGCAGUCAGAUGUCAUCUGCACCUUGGAACCCUUGCCUGUGGGACAGUGUAAUACCCGAAGGAUAGGGUUUUCCUAUUCGGGAAUUCGAAACCGCUGCCUAAACACCGAAUUCUAUGCAUGCCAGGUCAGGGGAAACUUCUUCCCCAAACGGAGUGACUGCGAGUCCAAGUGCAAGCCAGAGGUCACUUUAAGAAAUAACCCUUUCAGCUACUUCGCCGAAAGAGCUAUCGAGGAGGCUCGCAAAAUGUUUGCGCGAGUGGUACCUCCAAAUUUAAAUUUUCUGAACUAAUUGAUAAAUAAAUGCAUUUUAUGGGUUGCAUAUCUGAUGAAGGGUUAUGCAAUAGUUUUUGCAAAUAUCUAA